AUGCUGGAUGACCUCCCCAUGGUGAUUACAAACCUGGAUGUCGACGCCUGCGAGCUAACCCCGACCGUUGCUGGCAGCUUACUGCGUAGCCGCCAAAAUGCCCCAGGCUUGAAGCUGCUCUUGACCAUUGGUGAAAUGCUCAGUGAGCCCGUUAUAAAAGAAUUUGGAGGCAGCCCGGAGGUGGAAACAAUGCUUUGGGCAAUUACUCUUGUCCCAGGCAUGUCCUCCAACUCAUCGCCCAACAUUAUUGGGAUUCCGCUCGACACGGUGUCCUGCUACGUCAUCUCUGGAGACUACAAGCCCGAGGACCCGUCGUCUUUCGUCGUCCUGCCGCGCGGGUCUAUCGGCGAGCUCGUAGUGGGAGGCUACCAAAAUGCCGAGGGCUACCUUAAUAGAGCCGAACAGACUGCAUCCGUUUUUGUCGAUUCGCCUGUUGGUCCUGUUUAUCGAACUGGGGAUUUAGCACGAAUCCGCGAAGAUGGCGCGCUCGAAUGUUUAGGCCGCAUGUCGGAGGGUCAAGUCAAGCUUAGGGGCCAGCGCAUUGAACUUGGCGAGGUGGAGCACGCGGCUCUCCGGGUACCUGGGUGCCACAGCGCCGUGGCUGCCGUUGUCAACAACAUUCUCGUUCUGUUUUGCGCGGUUGACGCCCACGAAGACAUGGGUAUCAUCGAUACGGCAAUCGCGCAGAUGUGUGCUGAGUGGCUCCCUGCCUUUAUGGUUCCUGGGGACAUCAUAGCCAUGCAAAGCUUUCCGAGGUUAGCAUCGGGGAAAGUCGACCGCAAGCAACUAAAGGCGGAUUACCAAAAGUUGCUCUCCGAGCGCGACUCUGGAGGAAAUAUCGAAAAUGAGGUGUCGCCUUUAGCCAUGCGUCUUAUCACGACGAUAUCUGCAAUGACUGGUACAAAGGUUGGACUGGGAACAGCCCUGGUAUCCGCCGGAAUCGACUCGUUAGGUGCCAUCAAGCUCUCUUCUCUAUUACGGCGGGAUGGGCUCAAUGUCAGCUCGAUCCAAAUCUUGAAAGCUCGAACUUCAUCGAUGCUGGUUGAGACAAGCCAUAACCCAGUGGCCUAUUGCAACGCUAUUGAACUCCAGUUUCCGGUGGGAUUGAAAGCAGCGGAUAUUAGUACCGCAUUUCUCGCCCUCAUCCAGGCCAACGAAAUAUUAAGGACGGGGUUUGCUUACCACGAGGGCCAGUUUCUUCAGAUUGUCCUUAACGAGAUCGACCAUUCCCAAGUCAGCUUGGUAAAGUCUUUUGACACCUCGUUCAAAAUUUCGGAGGAGGCGGAUUUCCUCCGUCCCCUUAGAAUCCAGAUCCUGGAGAAUAAUGACGCUGGGCAUCGUGCCCUCAUCCAUUUGCACCACAGCAUUUACGAUGGCUGGUCUUUCGAUAUGAUGCUGACGGAUCUAUGGGCUCUACUGCAAGGUUCACAGCUCAACCGCGAAACUUGCGCAGUCCUUGGCUUAGAAGACGUGGUGAUCGGCUCAGUCACCUCCGGUCGCACCGUAGAUCUACCAGAGGUUGAACGCAUAAUUGGCCCAUGUAUUGCUUCAUUGCCUCUCCGGGUCAACUUGGGCAAUGUGCCGACCGUUGCUGAUCUUCUCCGACUUAUUCACACCACCAACCGAUCGGUGAUUCAGCAUGCACUACUCCCGCUUACCGACAUCAAAAAGCUAGCAAGCCUAACGGGAAAGCAGAGUCUGUACGACGUUUUGUUCGUUUAUCAGGAGUCCCUACCCAGUCAAGAAGCCAAAGGUGCCCACAUCCAGCAAGUCUCUCACUUGGACAUGCUAGAGACACCGAUCUUACUCGAGAUUGAGCCCCGUGGAGGAGAAUACCAUGCCCAACUUACCUACCACGCCGAUAUCCUAGAUUUAGGGCUAGCGGAUAUGCUGCUCAGCAUACUUGAUCAACUUAUAGGGAAGCUUGUCCAGAAGCCAACAGCGCCACUCGAAUCAUUGAGAGAAGACUUGCCUCCCCACUUCCUUUCCAUACAUAACCCACAGGUCCGCCGCUAUGCCGGAAGCCAAGAUCUCGCCGAACUCGUGGAACUGUCGGCAGAAAAAUCGCCCGACAAGCUGGCAGUCGUAUUUGCUAGAUCCCUCUCAUCAGGACAACGUGAGGAAGAGACAUUGUCGUACGGGGAGCUCAAUAACCUCGCAAAUAGAAUUGCUCAAUGGAUUCGCGAAACUGACCCCGGCGGUGACAAUCGCAUUGCCGCUAUAAUAAUGGAAAAGUCGACUCUAUUUUAUGCAUCCCUGCUCGGCAUUCUAAAAUGUGGGCGUCCUUAUCUGCCAAUCCUACCAUCAACCCCACCAAAGCGCAUCCAAGCCAUCCUCGAGCAGUCUCGAGCAUCGAUAUGCCUUCUGGAUGACAGCUCUCAGGCUAUCCCCGGCCUUGCCAAUGGAAAUGUCCAACGCGCCGACUUGACAAAAUUCUCGGAUUCAACACCGACAAGGCUGAGUGAUGGCAGCCGGCCGGCCUAUGUGAUUUACACCUCGGGAACCACGGGGACUCCGAAAGGCGUUGUACUCACCACCCUAAACAUUGUUAGCCAUCUGGAUACAUUAGAGGGCAUCUAUCCUGUCGAAGAUACCUCCCGGCUGCUCCAGUCCUGCUCCCAAGCCUUUGAUGUCUCCGAUCUAGAAAAGGCCAUUCGAGAGUUAGAUGUCACUCACUUGAGCAUGACACCGACAGUUGCGUCGCUGGUCAAACGAAAGGCUGUACCAAACGUCCAGUUCCUUGUAACCGCGGGUGAGCCAAUGACGCAAGCCGUAUUUCACGAGUGGAAGGGUGCUCUAUAUCAAGGCUACGGGCCAAGUGAGACUACGAAUAUCUGCACGGUCAAGAAGAUGGCCGAGGGAGAUCAUAUUGAGCACCUUGGGCAUGCUUUUGAAAACACCUCCACAUUCGUUUUCUACCCCGGAAGUCUUCUCCCAACCCCGUUUGGCACAGUUGGUGAGCUGUGCUUCGGUGGCGAUCAAGUCGCACAAGGUUACCUCAAUGAGCCUGCGCUCACGGCUUCCAAAUUUAUCGCUCAUCCGAGUUUUGGUACUCUCUACCGCUCAGGCGAUCUGGGUAGGAUGCUACCUGAUGGCUCAAUCCUCAUUCUCGGAAGGCUGGAUGACCAAGUCAAGCUGCGGGGGCAGCGGAUCGAUGUAGGCGAAAUUAGCAUCUACUUCUCUAGCCAACGAUUCAAGGUCCUUGAGUUGCCGGAGGAGGAAAAGGCGUACCAACAUCGCCUAUUCUCGGCCCUAGAAGUUUCUUUGCCUUCCUAUAUGGUCCCAUCAUACCUGAUACCAAUAUCUGUCAUCCCAAUGACGCCGAGCGGGAAGGUCGCCAAGGCUGAGCUUCGAGUAGCGUUCCAGGAGCUUGCGUUAGAUGCGCUGGAAGGGAUGUCCUCCAUCGCGCAGGCAGCCGUUGAUGGGGUGUCAGAACUUUCUAAUGAUGAGAUCCGAGUCAUGGAGGCUAUUUCUUCGUCGCUCAAGGUGGAUAGGGCCGUCAUCACUCGUUGGUCCCCGCUUGUCACCCUGGGACUGGAUUCAAUCACUGCCAUCUCUUUGGCUAAAUCUCUGUCCGCUAUCCUCGAGAAACGGGUCGCCAUCUCUUUAGUGCUGCAGAAUCCGUCGGUUGCACAACUGACAAGGGCUCUUUUUACUGGAGAUAAGCAAUCACAGGAUCGUGAGGAGCUGAGACAAGCCGCCUGGCUUCCAAAGGACGAAAUAAUCCACCCCGUCGCGUCUAAGUUCCAGGAUAAAGAUCUUGCAAUUCACAGUAUCCUCCCGUGCACUGCAUUGCAGGAAGCUAUGCUCGCUUCCCCUCUCGACGACAUUUAUUACAACAACAUAGUUCUUCGUCUCAAAGUUUCUCCAAGCGAUAUGGAGGAAUACUGGAAAGUCAUGUGCGCGCGCCAUUCGAUCCUCCGAACCUGCUUCAUGUCUACAGAUGAUCCGGACCAUGCAUUUUUCGAAGCUGGGCUACCGUUAGUCGAUAUCAUGGCGGCAUGGGAGGCUACUUUCCGGACGCACUCAAUGCUUCGAGUGGGAUUCGUUCAAUUAGACAGCCCUGAUUACCCAGAUAUCAGUUACGCUAUGGUCAAGUACACACACAACGCUAUACCGAUGCCGGUCUCAGUCAUGCCUCCGGGCUCCAAGCUCAAUCUAGCUAAAUGGAAACUCGACAUGGCUCAGGAAGUUUUGGAAACCCUUCACGAACCACCUUGGAGAGUAUCGCUGUUGGAACAGGCUGAUCGGGUGUCGAUGUACCUAACAAUUCACCACGCACUCUACGAUGCCCACUCUCUACAGAUAAUCCUCGGCGAUCUCGCCCGCUGCAUCAACGGUGGUCGAGCACACGAGUCUGUCACAAUUGAAAAGGCCGUUGGAAGCCUAUUGGCACUCAUGUCGAGGGACGGCCAGAAGGACAGCGAGGCCUUCUGGAAUUCAUUCUCCGGCGAAGCGGUGGUGAACCCCUUCCCGACGAUGACGCCUCUGCGAGUGGCCCAAGGCCAACUGCAGAGCCUCUCCACUAACUCGUCGCUUUCGCUUAAAGAAGCAACGCAUGCUUGCAGAAGCGCCAAUAUUUCCCUUCAGGCUGCCCUACAAGCCGCCUGGACCCGAGUUCUAUCCGCUUAUCUUGGCGAGGAACUUGUAAUCUUUGGAACGGUUUUGGCCGGAAGGGUUGAUGAAACGAUGCAAAAGGCGGCCUUCCCCUGUAUAACGACGGUACCCGUUAUCGCGAAAAAUAACAAUUCAAACCGAGGUCUGCUCGAUUCUAUGAUGUCGCUUAACAAGGAACUCCAUCUCCAUCAAUUCUCUCGGCUCUCCGACAUUCAGCGGUGGCUCGGCCACCCUGGCCGCUCUCCGUUUGACACCCUCCUAGUGUACCAAAGAAGCUCGAGCUCCACUACAGCGCCCUGGGUGGUCAGACAGGAUGAGGGAGUCGUGGACUAUCCCGUAUCGAUCGAGAUUGAAACACCAGCCAAUGCCCCCAUACGCUUUUGUAUCACAUUCAAGACAGACAUUCUGCCGCAAGAACAGGCGUCCAUUAUUCUCAAUCAGCUUGACGCUGCUCUGCGUCAUCUUCUCCUUCAACCGGAAGGAAAAGGAGACGAUCUAUGGCCAAACGCCCCUUCGUUGGCUUCCAUAGCCCCGGCGCUUAACUCGGAGCUCCCUAGCGAGGUCACACUCGCUCAUCAACUAGUGGAAGCCCAAGCGGCUUUAAGGCCGAAUAAAGUUGCUCUAGAAUUCGUGAGCGACUUUAUCGGCGAAGCAGCCGUCUCUCAAACUUGGACAUUUAUUGAGUUGAAUGAUAUUGGUGAUAGGGUUGCGGCACUCUUAUCUCGCAAUAUUUUACCUGGUUCAAUAGUGGCCGUACACUUUGACAAAUGCCCCGAGGCCUACUUCUCUAUCCUUGGCAUCCUUAAAGCUGGAUGCGCGUUUCUAGCCCUUGACCCUUCAGCGCCUGUCGCUCGUCGAGAGUUCAUCCUCAAGGACUCCAAGGCUGCGGCGCUGCUUGUGCGGUCCAAGCGCGACCUAGAUCUCCAGGCCAGUAUCCCGGUUGUGGAGAUCCAGGAGCACUCCUUGCCGGGCACCACAGAUUUUGACGCCCAAGCUCGUGUGACGUCCCCUGAUGCUACCUGCUACUGUCUUUAUACUUCUGGUACUACUGGCGAGCCCAAGGGGUGCGAGAUAACACAUGAGAACACGGUGCAGGCUUUGAUGGCCUUUCAGAGCCUCUUUAGAGGCCACUGGGAUGAUGACUCCCGAUGGCUGCAAUUCGCAUCCCUUCACUUCGACGUCUCAGUGCUCGAACAAUACUGGAGUUGGUCUGUUGGGAUGACGGUCGUAUCAGCACCGAAAGAUCUCAUUCUCGACGAUCUCGAAGGGACCAUUAAGAGGCUGAGAGUCACUCACAUCGAUCUUACACCAAGGGAGCAGCUCAAGCAGGACAUUUUAGACGCAUGGGGCCCCAAGGGCGUCAUUUAUAACGCUUACGGGCCAACGGAAGCAACUAUUGGCGUCACCAUGAGGCAGCAGGUGCCGUCGAACGGUAGACCGAUCAAUAUUGGCCGACAAUUCCCCAAUGUUGGAACGUAUGUCUUCCGACAAGGUACGGAAAUCCUGGUACCAAAGGGAGGUGUCGGGGAGCUGUGCGUGUCUGGGAAACUCGUGGGUAAAGGCUACCUAAACCGUGCCCAACUGACCGAGGAGAGAUUUCCGACUCUCAAGGUUUUCAAGGAAAGGGUUUAUCGAACGGGCGAUCUGGUCAGAUUGCUUCAUGAUGGUUCCUUUGACUUCUUGGGCCGAGCCGAUGACCAAGUCAAACUGCGCGGCCAGCGCCUUCAGCUCGGCGAGAUUGACCAUGCCAUUCGAUCUGGGGUGCCCCAUAUCCGCGAAGUGGCUACGAUUGUAGCGAAGAAUAACAAGACAGGAAAGGAUCUUUUAGUAUCUUUCGUCGUUCCGCAACGAGAUGGCACAGCAGACUCCCCCACGGGACUGAGCGUGCUAGAAGCUGAAGUCAAGGAGUUGAGAGCCUUUUUCAGCAACCUCUCGGCUCAAGAUCUCGCCAAGCUUUCUUCCACCAUCUCGCAUAAUAAUCCGUGCGACCACCGAUGGCGCGGCUUGGUGUGCCGGGAACUCGGCGUUCAGCACCACGACAUCGAAUAUGUGGUCCCCUGCACGCCCAUUCAGCAAGGAAUUAUUUCCAGGGCCCUCGCGGGAGCUGGAGCAGACCAGUCCACCUACUUCAAUAACUUCCGGCUCUCUCUCGCCACCGAAACAUCGAUAGAAAAGCUCCAGGCCGCAUGGGAAACGACCAUCGCCUCACACGCCAUAUUAAGGACUGUGUUCGUUGCGACCCCGGAUGGUUUCGUCCAAGCUGCCCUUCGCAACCCUCCAGCCCCAUGGAUACAAUUAUCACUACCCUCUGAAUCGUACACGAUUGAGGAGCGCCGCCUGAGAACCGACUGGGUCAACGAAAACUCGCCUCAUAUUGUCAAGCCCAUGCAGCUCAUCAUCAACCAGAGUUCCGAUACAAUCCAGCACAACAUCCACAUCUUCCACGGACUCUACGAUGGUAAUAGUUUCGACACCAUUCUCAAAUUUGUUUUCGAUCAUUACUACCAGCAAUCCCCCAGUAGGCCCUGCGUUUGUCGAUUUGCUGCCACUUGGCCCACUCUGGAAGCACGACUCCACACGGGAAUUCUGGACGCGGCAUCUACAAGGUUGCAGCGCACCGAAGCCUUUGUCCAUGGUGCUCCCAGCCUCCCUAAUACUCCUGAUGUCCUCAUACGUGAGAUCAUUCGAAUUGAAGCACUCGAUGAGGUCAGGAAAUCGCUCGACGUGACCUUCCAAUCCCUAGUGCUGGCUCUUUGGAUCGCCACGCUCCAAUCUGAGGCCAAAGGGGGCGUCAGUACAGGGAUCAUCGUCUCAGGAAGGGUAAUUGAGAGUGAAGGCGUAGAGAACACGAUCGGGCCUCUGUUCAAUACCCUCCCAUUUUUCUCCGACUAUGCCAACGGCGUCGAUUGGACCACACUGAUCAAGCGGUGUCACGAAUACAACGCCACGGGGCAUUCUCUAGAGGUUUCGGUCGUCUCUCGAGCUGAUCAACGCGAUCGAGAGGAGACCUCGGCCCUCGUGAACAAUUUCCUUGAAAAUAUUAACCGUCUUCUUGCCGACCGCAAGUCUCUCAUCUUCGAUCAAAUGAAUGGUAAACCGCGUAGUUCGCAAAUAAAUGCAAGCUCCAGCAGUCGAGUCACCAGCAACGGACACUCAGAGACCAACUCCGCGCUGCGACCGAAUCUUUCCGGCGCGAGUGAGGUAUUGAUCAAAGAGCUCUCGGAGGCCAGUGGCGUGCGUGCAGGAGACCUUUUCGGGCACCUUACAGUCCAAAACCUGGGCCUGGACAGCAUAGAUAUUGUCAAGCUUGCCGCGAAACUAAGAUUCCGGAAUAUCUCCCUCUCCGCCCGAGAAAUCGUCAAGUGCGCUACAAUCGCCGAUAUGGUAGAUCUCGUCGAGAACCUCAAUAAAACUCCCGACGACACGCUGGAAGCUGCAUCCAAGCAGUACCAACGUCUCAAAGCAAAUUUGGCUGGCUCAAUCCAGCUCGGGGCCCUGGACCGGGAGCGUAUUGAGCACGUUCUGCCUUCAACUCCUCUGCAGGAAGGCAUGGUCUCCCAAAUGCUUCAGAGCGAAUGCCACCAGUACUUCAACCAUGAUUUGCUCGAAAUUCCAAGACAAGUAGACCUCCAACUUCUCAAGGAAUCCUGGAUGUCUGUGUUCCAAAACUCAGACAUCUUGAGGACGGUUUUCGCUGAAGUGCUGAGUCCAUCAAUCGAUCUUUCCUAUGCCCAAGUCAUCCUGCGCUCUGCCGAGGCGCCAAUUGAGACGGUCGAGCUGGAGAACAUUAAUCAAGUCCAAGAUCUCAUUAAAAAACCAGGAAGGAUGCCGUCGUAUCGCGAGGUCUGGCUAAUCUCCCACGCGUUAUAUGACGGCUGGUCGCUGGGGCUCUUGCACCGCAAUGUGGAGGCUGUUUAUUACGGAAAGCCCCAGCAUAACCUGUCGGCAGAGCCUUACUUGCAAAACAUUUGGUCAUCAUCCACUUCAAGCCACGGUUUCUGGCAGCAGUACCUAGCGCAUGCCGCCCCUACAAUGCUCGCAAUGCGUCCUGAGCAACAAUUGCUAGUGUCGACAAACCCUCACGCAGAGCUUCUGCAUCGUGCAGAGGCUGUAUCGAAUUGCCAGCUCCAACAAGUCACGGCCUUUGGAAAGAAACACGGUAUAUCCUUGCAAGUGGUCGCUCAAGCCUGCUGGGCUGCCGUUUUGGCGUCCAUGUGCCGGUCGCUCGACCUCACGUUUGGCGUCGUACUCUCCGGAAGGGAUUUUGAGGGUGCGGAAGAUAUCAUGUUCCCGACAAUGAACACUGUUGCACUCAGGUGUAUCCUUCACGGGACUAUUCUUGAAUUCUUGCGCUACAUGGAAGAGAACAUGGCGGAUAUCAGGGACCACCAAUCCUACCCGUUACGGAAAGCCCUGCUGUCCGCAGAAGGGGUCAAUCCUCCGCUUUUUAACACGCUGUUCAUCUUUCAAAAAUCAUCAAUGGAUACGCAGUCAGGUUCCUCGCAAGCGCCUUUGAUGAGGUCCGUCGAAAGCUCCGCAUCUGUUGAAUAUCCGGUCUGCGUGGAGCUGGAAACUCUUAAUGGAUUCUCAAGUGUUUAUCUGUGGUCUCCCGCCAUCACAGUUCGCGAAGAGCUCGGGGAUGUGGCGAACGCCGUACCAGACGAGGAUUCGGGAUCGACGAUUUGGACUGAGACGGAGGAAAAGAUAAGGGAUGUGCUCUGCCAAUUUUCCGGGAUGCCCCCUGAAGAUGCUUUGAAAUCAUCUACCUUAUAUAACCUUGGUCUGGACUCCAUCACAGCAAUCAAAGCAUCAGCAAGCCUGCGAGAGGCCGGAAUUCCAUUGAGCGUCCGGCAGCUCUUAGUGGCAUCCUCAAUAUCCCACAUGGCCGAGCUUGCCAAGAGCUCUCAAUCGAGAUCCCCAGCGGCUUCAGUCUCCACGGAAGUGUCCGCCUUACCUACGGCAACGGAACCAUCAAUUCUGGAACUCAAAGAGAGUCAGCAUUUAUCCCUCAAAAUCCCCUCCUCGGAUGUUGAAUGCGUUCUCCCCGCUCUGCCAAUGCAAGUCCACAUGCUGUCAGUUUGGCAGAACUCAUCCGGCGCCUUGUUCUUCCCCACUUUCCGCUACCGCCUUUCAGGCAUGAGAAGCCAGGCAGCACUCGAGGAGGCUUGGGCUCUGCUUGUGUCGGAGACAGCUAUUCUGAGAACGUUCUUCGUCACGACCCAGGAUUACUCUACACCGCUACUUCAAGUUAUAGCCAAGGCCGGGUCUGCGGCAGCUCUCCGCCGCUCUCGAGUAGCUUGGGUUGAUGCUCUUCCUUCUCAGACUGAUUACGUGUUAGAUGGUGAACUGGUUCAGCUUCAUGUGAAGAGAGAGAGCGAGGCUACAUGCGUCCUCGCGAUCCGCAUUCACCAUGCCUUGUAUGACGCGGUCACUCUUCCAAGCAUAAUCGAAAGAUUUUCGCGCAUCAUUGGGCAGGCGAAAUCUGAAGCCCCAUCGCUUGUUCUGUGGAGAGACUUCAUCAAUAUGCAUACUUACCCCGAGGCCAAGGAUGGACGCCGUCGCUUCUGGAGGCAGUAUCUAGGGGAUUCGGGCACAGCGAAGCCCCAGGAAGAGCCAAAGGAUGGUGAGGCCAUCACGAGCCUCGCAAUGCGCAUACAGCAAGACAUACACGCUAUCACGGAGGCUCCCAAUUCUACAGUUGGACUAUGGGAGGUUGCCGACUGGACCGGCAUCACCAUUGACCUCUUUGUCAAUUUCAUUAACGGUGGGGCAAAGUUAGCGAAGGCUAGGGGGCAGGACGGCUUCCUAGAACCUUUACACGAUGACUCUCUCCAGCCUACCCAGGAACCCGCCGAGGUACCUUUUACUGUGCCCCAGUGGCUCAUAGGAAAUCCUGUGACAGCGUCAUUCCUCGCGGCGAUUGAUGUGGAAGCAGCUGUAGCGGAGAACGGAUUGGAUCUAGGAAUAUUUGCGCCUUCAUUCCUAUUGUCGCAUCUAGAGGCAAAGCAGAUGAUAGAAACCCACCCAGCUGAGCUUGAUGCAAAGCAGAUACUCUCACGUCGCGGCGUGGAUAUUGAACCCUUCCGCUUGGCAUCUGCUGCCAAGUAUAUCGGCAUCAAGGACCCAAAGCCGGACAUCCACGGCCCCGGUUCGCCGCCGUCGGCCGGAACCUACGUGGAGUCGGCAUCGGCACUCGUGAAGAGCGUCCAUCCGAACAUCGAGUAUCGCGUUGUCGAUGAUCACUAUGUCGGGAGCAACGGAAUCGCCCACGUUCGUUUUAAGCAGACGAUCCACGGGAUUGACGUUGAUAAUGGUGACUUUAAUGUCAACAUUGGGAAUGACGGCAGCGUGCUCUCUUACGGGACCAGCUUCUAUACAGAGAAGCUUCCCGAUAUCAACCCCUGGCCAAGCGCAGCUUCGCCUCGCCUACCGCCGCGCUGGGGGCCGCAGUCUCCCUUCUCAAGAUCCCGGCCGGAUGGGGCCUUGCGACUAGCCUGGAGGGUAGAAACGGCGACGGCGGACAAUUGGCUCUUGUCGUAUGUGGAUGCCGGUACGGUGGACGAGGUCCAUGGAGUGGUGGACUACAUUGCCGAUGCUGCAACGUACCAGGUUUAUCCAUGGGGCCUCAAUGACCCAACGGAGGGCAAUCGCAUUGUUAUUCCCGACCCCUGGAACCUUGCAACAUCCGAGUUCAUGUGGAUUGGCGACGGUGCCCAUAAUUACACCACUACUCGGGGCAACAAUGGCAUCGCGCAAGACAACCCUACUGGCGGUAAUACGGUGGUCAACAAUCACAGACCGGACAGCAAGGAGCUCAAGUUUGAGUACCCGUACAGCCCCGCCACGCAAGACUUCAAGCAAUAUGUGGACGCGUCCAUCACCCAACUGUUCUACACGGCUAACAAGUACCACGACCUGCUGUACCAGCUGGGAUUCACGGAGAAGGCGGGAAAUUUUGAGCUCAACAACAACGGGCAGGGAGGCCAGGGCAAUGACCUGGUGGUCCUCUAUACGCAGGACGGUUCGGGACGCAACAACGCCAACUUUGCCACGCCGCCUGAUGGGAGGCCGGGAGUGAUGAGGAUGUACAUAUUCGACCGGUCGACGCCCCCGAGGGACUCGUCCUUUGAGGCUGGGGUGGUUAUUCACGAGUUCACGCACGGUUUAUCGACCCGGCUCACGGGAGGACCUGCCAAUUCGGGCUGCCUCAGUUCGGCCGACGAUUCGGCUCAAGGCUGGGGACACGCGAGCCAAGGACUACGGGAUGGGAGCAUGGAUUGCCAACAAACCGGGGGCAUCCGGCUGUUCCCCUACUCGACAUCUCUGCAGACAAACCCGGCGCAGUAUAAGGACGUGUCGAACCUCAAGGGCGUCCAUGACGUCGGUUUCGUGUGGGCUUCGAUGCUUUACGAGGUGCUAUGGAACCUCAUCGACAAGUACGGGAAGAACGACGGAGACCAGCCCAGGUUUGAGGGUGGCGUGCCGACGGACGGCAAGUACCUCGCGAUGAAGCUGGUGGUGGAUGCCAUGGCGCUGUAA
Parascedosporium putredinis is the source of this 12156-nucleotide messenger RNA. The record is from the annotation of a GenBank genome assembly. Lineage: Eukaryota; Fungi; Ascomycota; Sordariomycetes; Microascales; Microascaceae.